UUACAACUUAAAUCUGCAACAUCUUUCCUUAAGUUCCGUAAAAUUACAAACCCCAGAAAGACCAUAUUAUUCGUGCCACCAAGUAUACAAAUUCUUCCUCCCAAUGGUCAAGUAGUAACAAGGAAAGGUGGUCCAGUUUCUUUUGAGUGCAAAGCUAAUGGAAAUCCUACACCUACAGUUCAAUGGUCCAAAAAGGAUGGUUUAUUACCUUCGGGACAUCAGGUCGAAACUGGUUAUCUUCUCAAUCUGAAUGAUGUUCAGAGACAAGAUGCGGGAGUAUAUCAGUGUACAGCCUCUAAUGGAAUAGGGCAACCAGUUACUGGAGAAAUAAAGCUGCAUGUAUUAUAUCCUCCCGAAGUGAGCGUUAUUCGGUCGUGGGUAAAUGCAGGAGAAGGAGGAGAGGCUAAACUGGAUUGCGUAGUCCAUGCUGAUCCCCCCGCAGAAGUGAUGUGGUAUCAAGAUUCCUUCAUUCUACAGCCCACCGACCGUCGUCAAAUGUCAAAAAAUGGAAACACGCAUACGUUAACCAUUCGAAAUAUUCAACCAUCGGACUUCGGUAAUUACAGUUGUAUGGUAUCUAAUUCGAUAGGAAGAGACAAGAGAUAUAUGGAAUUGUCUGGAAAGCCCGGACCAGCUAAAAUUAUCAGCGGACCGUAUUCAAAUCCCCACGAGUAUGAUUUGAAGUGGGUGGUGCAGUCUGUUUUCCCCAUUAUUGAGGUCAGGAUACUCUAUAGGAGGAUAAUAUCCAAUGCAUCCUACCACCAUCCUGGUCAUUGGCACGAUCUCCUUGUGAAGCCAGCUCAAAACUACAACCCUACAACCAGUGAAAGAAGCCAGCGAUACCAACUAACGAACCUUUUCCCCGAUUCUGUUUACGAAUGUUUGGUUCAAACGAAGAACCAGCACGGCUUCGGGGAACUCUCCGAUCUUCACCAAUGGUCGACUUCUCCAAGGGGUAGGUUCAUCGUUCAGAGUGGUUGUGAUGAGACUAGGAAACAAUCGGUGAACUAUUUUAUUGUGAUGGCGGUUAUUUGGAUUGUAAAUGUACUUAGAGCGUGAAGUGGGAUUGGAAAGUUUACGGAUUAUUUUUUUAUUGGAUUCGAUUGUGUAUAAGCUGUCCAAAUGUAAAAUAAAAUUAAUAGUGCAGUUACUGAAGGUGGAUAUGAGAUGUUACCUCCAAUUUCGUUGAACCUCAAUCGAAUUUUAUGAAAAUUAGUGAGUGGUUAGAGAAUAGCUCAAGAUGUUGUUCUGAAGCUAUUUCCUUGUGGCAUUUUUAUGAUUAAUUAUUUAUA
This is a messenger RNA of Diabrotica virgifera virgifera (western corn rootworm), 1292 nucleotides long. Its product is annotated as opioid-binding protein/cell adhesion molecule-like. Gene Ontology annotation, biological process: homophilic cell-cell adhesion; synapse organization. Gene Ontology annotation, molecular function: protein binding; axon guidance receptor activity. Gene Ontology annotation, cellular component: plasma membrane; neuronal cell body; axon. The record is from RefSeq and is a predicted model, not a curated record. The annotation marks the transcript as partial. The transcript is spliced from 6 exons. NCBI's taxonomy places the organism in Eukaryota, Metazoa, Arthropoda, Insecta, Coleoptera, Chrysomelidae.